CUGGACCAGCUCUCCCAGUGCCCGCCUGCAGCCCCCCCCCACUCCCGACAGCCAAGUCACAGCCUCCAGGGCACCUUUACGGCAAGCAGGUGGGUGGUGGGUCCUGAACUCGGAGACCAGAAGGUGGGCUUCUGGGCAGAGAUGGCCCUGCAGAGCCAGGCGUGGUCUCCGGUCACACCCAUGCUCAUGGCGGAGAGCUUCCUCUACCGGCAGCGGCUAGAGGUCAUCGCGGAGAAGCGGCGGCUGCAGGAGGAGAUCCGCGCCGCGCGCCGGGAACUGGAGGAAGAGAAACUCCGCGUGGAGCGACUCAAGAGGAAAUCUCUCCGGGAACGCUGGCUCAUGGACGGGUCAGCCAAGGAACCAGAGCGACCCCAGGACCCCACCUCGCAGGACCCCCAGUCACCUGAGGGCCAGGCCCAGGCCCGCAUCCGAAACCUGGAAGACAGCUUAUUCACCCUCCAGUCCCAGCUGCAGCUGUUGCAAAGCGCAUCCACAGGUGCCCAGCACAAGCCUUCAGGCAGGCCCACCUGGCGCAGACAGGGUCACCGUCCUCUCUCCCAGCCUACGGUGGAGGCAGGUCCUGCAGGCCAGACUGAUCUAAACAAGAGAGCUUCCCUACCAGCUGGACCAGUGGGCACAGACCCAGAGUCCCCCUCUGAGCCCAGAGAUGAGGCUGUCUGGGUUCCACCAGCCCCAAGGAGGGUCCCUGGGGCAGCAGGGGUCUCCUUGGAAACCAAUGGCCCCUGCCCUGGAUCCAGCCCCCCUCUGGAGCAAAUGCUGAGUCAGGGGGUGGCAGCACUGGAGGAGGGAGUGAGUGGGGCCAAAGGAGAAGACACAGUGAAGGUGGAGUGGGAGGGGCUGAGGGCCACAGAAGACUGUGCCAUGGGGACGACGGGCCUGGAGCUGGAGGCUAAGGUGGAGGAGAUGGUGCUGGAGGCCAUUGGGGACAGACAGGAAGCCGGCCGCCCAGAGCUCCCGUCAUGGGUCAAGGAGGACAGGGGUGUCGUGGAGGUACUCUGGGAAGGGGUGGGAGGCACAGAGGGCAGUGACUUAGAGGUCACAGGGGAGGCAGGCCAGGGCCUGGAGGCUGUGCAGACCAGCUCCCUGCAGCUCCAGGAGGGACCAGUGGGAGCAAUGUCUGAAGGAGGGGAAGGCGCUCCCAGGGGCAGCCCUGAUGGUGAUGGGCAGGGGGGCCUUAGAGGAGAGGAGGGGUCCUUCAUUUGGGUGGAGAAAGUGACCCUCAGUGAGGAGUGGGAGGAGCUGGUAGUGGACGGGUUAGAAGAGCCAAAGGCCCUGGGAAGAGAAGGAGAUGAGAGUCCACUGGGGGCAGAGAGUAGAGGUGGGGAGGAAACGUGGGAGGUGGAAAUAGGGCGGGCAGAGGAAUCGGUGGGCGAGGGGAAGAAAGGAAGUGAGGGAAAGGUAGGUGCAGAGCCAAGAGAAGCAGAGAUGUCACUGGCGAUGGAGAGGAAAGAAAGUGAGAAAUCCUUGGAGCCAGAGAGGAGAGGAAGUGAGGAAAAGGUGGAGACAGAGAGGGGAGGAGAGGAGGAACCACUGUCAGCAGAAAGAAAAAGAGUUGAGGGACCUCUGAGGGCAGAGAGGGAAAGAGGUGAGGAGCCAUUGAGAGCAGAGCAGAAAGGAGGCAAGGAAGAGCUAGAGGCAAUCAAAGAACCUUUGGUGACGGAGAGAAAAGAAGGUGAGGAAUCAUUGAAAGUAAAGAGAAUGGGAGGUGAGGAGCCACUGGAGGCAGAGGCCAAAGGAGAUGAGGAAUCACUGAAGGUAGAGAGAACCAGAGAUGAGGAGCCACUGGAGGCAGAGACAAAAAGAGAUGAGGAAUCACUGAAGGUAGAGAGAAUGGGAGGUGAGGAGCCACUGGAGGCAGAGGCCAAAGGAGAUGAGGAAUCACUGAAGGUAGGGAGAACUGGAGAUGAGGAGCCAUUGCAGACAGAGAAGACCCAAGGGGUUGAGGAAGAUCUGAGUCCAGGAGAGCAGAGAGAGUCGGGAGGAAAAGAGGAAUGUCAGGCAGAGGAGGUGAGCAAGACAGGGUCUCCCCUGGGGGCCAAGGAGGAGGCAAGGCCAGAGGAAGAAAGACAGCAGCCCCAGGAGAAACAGGAAGGCUCCCUGAAGGAGGAAGCAGUGAAGCCCCAAACCCCUGCUGAGGGCCAGGACCCCCCUGGGGAUGCCACCCCCUUUCUGGCGGAGACCUCAGCUCCGGAGCAGCCCGCUGAGUGCCAGCCACUGCUUCAGGUGGAAAGGCCUAGGGCCAACCCCAGUGCCCGCCCUGUGCCCACCUAUGCGCCUGCCCGGCAGCCAGAGCCAUCUGCCCCUCCUGAGGGUGAAGGGGCGAGUGGCCCUAAGCAGAAGACGUGCCAGUGUUGUGCAAUUAUGUGAGCCCGUGCCCUCCACCCCAUUCCCAGCUCCUCUUACAGCUACCUCGGCCUCUUGGCAUCCAGCAGAGGGUCCCAGGCACAGACAGGGCACUGCGGGACUGGCUGUGGUAUCUGGGAGCCAGCUGGGCCACAUGUCCACCUCCACCUGGACUUCCAGACCCCUUGUCCACUGCCUGUGACCCUGGCUCCCUUCUGUGACAAAGCCUUUAUACUUGAAAUAAAAUGAUAAAACGAUAA
Phacochoerus africanus (Common warthog) is the source of this 2624-nucleotide messenger RNA. RefSeq names its product paralemmin 3 (gene PALM3). Lineage: Eukaryota; Metazoa; Chordata; Mammalia; Artiodactyla; Suidae. Gene Ontology annotation, cellular component: membrane. The transcript has 7 exons. The record is from RefSeq and is a predicted model, not a curated record. Gene Ontology annotation, biological process: Toll signaling pathway; regulation of cell shape; response to lipopolysaccharide. The coding region runs from base 142 to 2388 and encodes 748 amino acids.